AUGGCCUCCCUAGCCACUUCACGCACCCUCAACGACCCAACCAUGAUAGCCAGACACGAGCAGUGGAUGGCUCAUCACGGGCGUAUUUAUACAGAUGAAAAUGAAAAACAACUACGUUUUCAGAUAUUUAAAAGCAACGUCGCCUAUAUUGAGGCACAUAAUGCGCGUUCAAACCAAAGUUACACACUUGAAGUCAAUAAAUUCGUUGAUUUAACAAAUGAUGAGUUUCGCGCUUCACGUAACGGUUAUAAAAAACAACCAGAUUCAGAUUCACGUGUGGUGUCUGGUUUAUUUCGUUACGCGAAUGUAAGUGCGGUACCAGAUGAAGUUGAUUGGCGAAAAGAAGGCGCGGUAACACCCGUUAAGGACCAAGGCGAUUGCGGAUGUUGUUGGGCCUUUUCGGCGGUGGCAGCCAUGGAAGGAAUUAACAAGCUUGAAAAUGGGAAACUGGUGUCGUUGUCGGAGCAAGAACUAGUUGACUGUGAUAUCGAUGGCAUUGAUCAAGGCUGUGAAGGAGGUCUAAUGGAGAACGCUUUCCAGUUUAUUGAAAAACGAAAGGGUCUAGCGGCGGAAUCUGUCUAUCCAUACACCGGAGAAGAUGGGAUCUGCAACACCAAGAAAGCAGCCAUUCCGGCGGCCAAAAUCUCCGGCCAUGAGAAAGUUCCGGCCAACAACGAAAAAGCUCUGUUGCAAGCUGUAGCAAACCAACCUGUUUCUAUUGCCAUUGAUGCAAGUGGAUAUGAUUUCCAGUUUUAUUCGGGAGGCGUUUUUACUGGAAGUUGUGGAACUGAGCUUGACCAUGCUAUAACUGCAGUUGGAUAUGGGGCUACGAUGGAUGGGACCAAAUAUUGGCUAAUGAAGAACUCAUGGGGUGCAUCAUGGGGAGAGAACGGUUCGUCUCCAAUCCAGUUCACGCGAAUCAGCUGGAGUAAGACGCUAUAG
Molecule: messenger RNA, 942 nt
Organism: Lactuca virosa
Lineage: Eukaryota; Viridiplantae; Streptophyta; Magnoliopsida; Asterales; Asteraceae
Source: the annotation of a GenBank genome assembly